Molecule: messenger RNA, 457 nt
Organism: Dicrocoelium dendriticum
Lineage: Eukaryota; Metazoa; Platyhelminthes; Trematoda; Plagiorchiida; Dicrocoeliidae
Source: the annotation of a GenBank genome assembly
GCUGUUGCCGUUGUGUAUGAAGCUAGCCGGGGAUUAACCUGAAGCCUCCUGGAAGGGAUUCUUCGCCUACCGGUGCAUCGCCUUGGCUGUAGUGUUCUGGAUUCGAAUUCCGUACUCUGCGGUCUGGUAUUAUUCGUCUGAUGACAGGGUUCUUCUACUGGCUCUGUAGGCAAGUUGAAGCUGUCUGUCAACAGGUCAAAUGGAAGCUUGGCGGAUUCUAUUGCUUGUGGCUGGCACAUUGUUGUUCGCAGUUGGUUUGCAUGGCGUACCCAUACCUGCGUUCCAACCAGCACGUCGUAAAUGACGCUUCCGCGCUUGCACUGGAUCGUGCCUGGCGUCCAUUUCGCGUGUCCACCCCGAUAAUCACGCACAAGUACUGGCUGACCCGGUCUAAACGAACGUUGCUUGGCACCAAACCGCCGAUUAAAAUCACGUUCCAUCUUUAGGUUCCUUUCAC